Molecule: messenger RNA, 2022 nt
Organism: Rosa rugosa (rugosa rose)
Lineage: Eukaryota; Viridiplantae; Streptophyta; Magnoliopsida; Rosales; Rosaceae
Exons: 7
Coding region: 134-1819 (561 amino acids)
Biological process (GO): regulation of gene expression
Cellular component (GO): cytoplasm
Molecular function (GO): mRNA binding
Source: RefSeq, a predicted model, not a curated record
CCUAUGUAAUCUACCACCAAGUCUUUUCCUCCUCUCCUUCUGUCUCUCUCUCUCUCUCUCUCUCUCUCUCUCGCUCAGGGCUUUCUCUCUCUUCCAAUUCGCCGGCGAGUCGUGACUCAGCGAGUCAGAGACGAUGACGGAAGACAAAGAUCGACAGCCGGAAACCGCCGGCGACAGUGCAAAGCGGAAGCUGGAAGACCCCGCCGCCAUUAGUAUUCUGCUCGCGAAACAGAAAGCUCAGGAAAUCGCCGCUCGACUCGUCACCAAUGCCGAGUCGAAGCGCCCCCGAGUCGACGACGAGUCCUUCCAACCCAACCCCGUCUACACCCCUCCCGCUUACCCUGUGUUCACUGCACAAACAGGCCACUCUUAUGGUUCAGGCACCAGCAAGAAAAUAGAUAUUCCAAAUGGGAAGGUUGGUGUAAUUAUUGGAAAACAAGGAGAAACAAUAAGACAACUGCAAUUACAGUCAGGGGCCAAAAUCCAGAUAACCAGGGAUUCAGAAGCUGAUCUUAAUUCUCUAACUAGGGAUGUGGAGUUGACGGGUACAUCUGAACAGAUUAGUAGGGCAGAACAACUUAUCAAUGAUGUAAUAGCUGAGGCAGAUGCAGGGGGCUCUGCUCCAUCUACAAAUCAGGGAUUUAACUCGAUGCAACCUGGAGGAGGGGAACAGUUUGUCAUGAAAGUUCCAAACAAUAAGGUUGCUUUGAUAAUUGGCAAGGGGGGUGAGACUAUCAGGAAUAUGCAAACCAAGUCAGGAGCUCGAAUUCAGAUUGUACCAUUGCACCUUCCUCCUGGUGAUAUGUCAACUGAGAGAUCAGUAUACAUAAAUGGAGGGCAAGAGCAAAUUGAGGCAGCCAAAGAAUUGGUGAACGAAGUAAUCAGUGGGAAGCGUUUAUUAAAUGCCUCUGGAGCCAAUAGCUAUAUGCAGCAGCCAUCCUAUCCCCCUUCUGGUAAUUGGGCCCCACCAGGACAACCUCCAAUUCAGCAACAGCAGCCUCAUUAUGGGUAUACACAACCUGGAGGUUAUGGUACACCUCCGGCACCUCCCUCGUACUAUGGUAAUUAUCCGGCUCAGGUAGCAGGUUGGGAUCAGUCAAACCAGGUACCUUCUCAACCACCUCAGGAUAGCAGUGGGUACAAUUAUUAUGGACAACAACCACCGAUGGGGUCAGCUCCCCCAAAUCCUGGCUACUACAAUCAGACAUCUCAGGGUUAUGCUCAGCAGCCACCAAAUUAUGAUCAGGGUUAUGCUCAGCAGCCACCAAGUUAUGAUCAGAGUUACGCUCAGCAACCUCCAAGUUACGAUCAGAGUUAUGCUCAGCAGCCACCAAAUUAUGGACAAAACAUCUCUAGUCAGGCUCCAGCAUCUGAUCAGCAACAAUAUGCAACUUCUGGAUAUGGGCCACCUGCAGUGUCAUCAAGCCUAGAUGGAAGCUCUUCCGCACAAACGACUCAGCCAUCUUCUGCCUAUGCACCUCCUUACGGCCAGCCAACAGAUAACCCUCAGUCUGGGUAUUGGUCUCAUCCGAGCAGCACAGGCCAACCACACGCUCAAGCAGGCUAUUACCAACCAAGUUACGGAGGGCAGCAGCCAGCUGAAGAUGCUUCUGCAGCAUCAUACGGACAAGGUGGGUAUGCUCAGCCAGACCCUUCUGCCAAUGGAGAGUCACAGCAUCAGCCAGAGCAGCAGUCACAGCCACCUACCAAUGGAUAUGCAGACCAGUCGUCAGCUUCUGAAGCUGAAAGGACUGGUGAGAGGAAUGUAGAAGGAGAUGGAUCAGCCCCUCCAACGGAAUCUGUUGGUUCUCAAAACUGAAGUUGUAGCUGAUCAAGGAUGUCAUCUUCUACUAUUGCCCUGUUUUUAUCUUUAUCAUUUCUUUCUUGGACUGAAUUUUCUCAUUUGCUCUCACAUAUCAUCUGUGUGGUUGCAUAGCAUCAUAUUUCUAGCCUUGAAAUAUAAGAAUAUCUUGUUAGACACCCUUUUUGAUCUAUGUUCAUAUCUGAUGAUUAAGCCAUCAA